AUGGCGGCUCUCCAUGAUCGGAUGAACCAAAUGAUCAGCGCUCUCUAUGCCUCUUCUCCGCUGUUAUCAAAGGUGCAGCCGCCUACAACCAGCCCCCCAACUGAUGAGACUCCACCAUCUACAGAGUACACCACAGCACCACCAACGACUACAUACGACCCUUCUUCGUACCUUUACCCCCAAUUGAUAUUCGUGUCCUCUUCUCCUCCAGCUGCUCCCAGUCCUCCAAUACCUUCCAUUCCAGCUCCAGCUCCACGGUACACAUAUGAAGCUAGUCCACCCGCUGAAUAUACUCCAAGUCCGCCACAACCUCCUCGGCCUUUACCAUAUGGUUAUGAUUAUCAGUACCCAGCAUACGCCCCUCCUACGUACCCCCCGCCGUGUACUCCGUAUCCCUACCCUUACCCGACGCAGCAUGAGCAGCCUCCUGCAUACAAACCGUAUCCUGCACCAGCCCCAUCAUCAACCGCUUACAAACCGUAUCCCCCACCGCCCACACCACCAGUUGCUUAUCCGCCCGCUCCCUACCCAGUAGCUGCUCCAUAUCCACCCGCACCCAGUUACUACCCAGCUCCACCACCUUGUCCUCCUUCAUAUCCCCCUCCUCCUGCGUAUCCAGCUCCCCCGACUUACCCCGCAACCUAUCCAAAGUAUGAAAUACCACGUUAUGCAUAA
Messenger RNA from Spodoptera frugiperda (fall armyworm), 675 nucleotides. RefSeq lists its product as uncharacterized. The record is from RefSeq and is a predicted model, not a curated record. Bases 1 to 675 code for a protein of 224 amino acids. The transcript has 2 exons. NCBI's taxonomy places the organism in Eukaryota, Metazoa, Arthropoda, Insecta, Lepidoptera, Noctuidae.